Molecule: messenger RNA, 1521 nt
Organism: Mesorhabditis spiculigera
Lineage: Eukaryota; Metazoa; Nematoda; Chromadorea; Rhabditida; Rhabditidae
Source: the annotation of a GenBank genome assembly
AUGAUAGAUGCGGCUUUCAAAGAAGAAUUGGCCCGGCGGCGUGAACGGGUUGAAGAUCUCUUCUAUUUUGAGGGGUCAAAGAUUGGCCGUGGAACCUACGGACAUGUCUACAAGGCAACGCCCAAGGCGCUCAACACUAGAUAUCCCAAUAAGGAAUAUGCUCUCAAGAUGAUUGACGGCAAUGGAUUCUCGACAAGCGCUUGCAGGGAGAUCGCUUUGCUUCGGGAACUAAAACACUCGAAUUUGAUCAACCUUCAACGUGUGUUCUUGACAAAUGAAAAGAAAGUCUGGCUACUGUUGGAUUAUGCGGAACAUGACCUAUGGCAUAUUAUUAAAUUUCACAGAAAUGCCAAGCUCAAGAAACAGCCGGUACUCGUGCCGAAGGGGAUGGUGAAGUCGAUAUUGUACCAGAUUCUGGACGGGAUUCACUUCUUACAUCAGAACUGGGUUUUGCAUCGAGACUUGAAGCCCGCAAAUAUUCUUGUGAUGGGCGAAGGGCCGGGCGUUCAACGUGGAAGGGUGAAGAUUGCGGAUAUGGGUUUCGCUCGUGUCUUCAGCAAUCCGCUCAAACCGAUGGCCGAGCUGGAUCCUGUUGUUGUCACCUUCUGGUAUCGCGCGCCUGAAUUGCUUCUUGGUGCUCGCCAUUACACAAAGGCUAUUGAUGUUUGGGCAAUUGGUUGUAUUUUCGCCGAGCUGUUGACUGCCGAGCCACUGUUUUUCUGCCGUGAAGAGGAUAUCAAGGCCCAAAGUCCCUACCAUCAGGACCAGCUUCAUAGGAUUUUCCUUGUGAUGGGCUAUCCGGUGGAAGCAGAAUGGACAGAUUUAAAGAAGAUGCCAAAUUACGGAAACCUUACUCAUGAUUUCAAGAAGAAAGAUUUUGCUGGUUGUAGUCUCCAACGAUACAUGGACAAGCAUCGAAUUCCUCAUACCUCCGAUGAUUUUCGGUUACUUCUUCGUCUUCUAACAAUGGACCCUACAAAGCGCGUCACUUGUCGGGAUGCCAUGGAUGAUGACUACUUUAAAAGAGAUCCAGUGCCGACUUCUGACGUCUUUCGUGGGUACGCGAUUCCGUAUCCAAAACGCGAGUUCCUGCAAGAUGGGGAUGAAGAGAAGCGAAAGGCUGAACAGCAACAACAACAGCAGCAACAGCAGCAAGCUCAGCAACAACAGAUGGUUGCCCAGGAUAUCAAUGAACCAGCCGCGAAGCGAAUGCGAAUGCCCAUUGUUCAACAGAGCCAUAUGAACAAUUAUGGUGGCCAAAACCCAAUCAUGGGAGCUCCAGAAUGCCAGCCUCCACCCGCCCAGAAUCCGAUGAUGGUCUACGGAAGGAUGGGCGCACAACAGCCUCCAAUGGGAUACGGCCAAAUGCAACCCGGCUUGCCGCGCGGCGCACCCAUGCAGCCCCCUGGAAUGAUGGACCCACAACAACAAAUGAUGAACUUGCAAAAUCCAAUGAUGAUGAAUCCGAACUACAACAUGAUGCCACCGCCACCCAACCAACACGGGCCUUGGGUCCAAUAC